Molecule: messenger RNA, 732 nt
Organism: Pteronotus mesoamericanus
Lineage: Eukaryota; Metazoa; Chordata; Mammalia; Chiroptera; Mormoopidae
Product: ferritin light chain-like
Biological process (GO): iron ion transport; intracellular iron ion homeostasis
Cellular component (GO): cytoplasm
Molecular function (GO): ferrous iron binding; ferric iron binding
Source: RefSeq, a predicted model, not a curated record
AUGGGAUUUGACAGUGCCCUUGGCAGAAUUGGAGACAGAGUGGAGAAUCUGUCUCUUCCUCAGUGUUUGGACAGAAUAGACCCAGAAAUGCCCCUUUUUCCAGCCUCCAACCACCCUCUGACCUCUUUUUCAGUGACCGCCUUCAGAACCAUCUCAGCCAUCCUUAGCCUUGAGACCAGCCAACACCGCUUUUUGAGCUUAACUCCUUAUUGCCAAGCAACCACGAGCUCCCAAAUUCAUCACAAUUAUCCCACCGCAGGGGAGGCUGCUGCCCAGCGCCUGUUGGGCCUGCCUCUGCGGGCCUCCUACACCUGCCUUUCUGUGGGCUUCUAUGAGUAUUUCCACCUCGACAAUGUGUCUCUGAAAAGCAUGGGGCACUUCUUGCGAGAGAAGCGAGAGGGAGCCCAGCGUCUCUUGAAGACAAACCAGCCAGGCAGCUAUGCCCUCUUCCAGGACGUGCAGAAGCCUUCCCAAGAUGAGUGGGGUAAAUCUCAGGAUGCCAGGGAAGCCGCCAUGGUCCUAGAGAAGAACCUGACCCAGGCCUUUGAAUCUGCAAGUCCUGGGCUCUGCCGCACAGACCCCCAUCUCUGUGCCCUCCUGGAGAACCACUUCCUGGAGGAGGAGGGGAAACCCAUCAGGAAAAUGGGCGACUGCCUGGCUAACCUCCGCAGGCUGGCCGGUUCCCGGGCUGGGCUGGGCCGGUAUCUCUAUGAAAGGAUCACUCUAGCGUGA